AUGCCAUUUCUCCAGGGAAGCUUCCUGCUGUACUUUGUAGCCUGUUUUGCCUCCCUUGGUCAAUUUCUUUUUGGAUAUGACCAGGGUGUGCUUUCCGGCAUUUUGGUUAAUGAAGAUUGGCUACAAACUUUUGAUUAUCCAAAUCCUGUCAUGCAAGGCUUUGUGGUCUCCAUCUUUUUGCUUGGUGCAUGGCUCACCUCCUAUUUCGCAAGUUGGGUCAUGGAUCGAUUGGGUCGACGGUGGACCAUUGAAAUUGGUUCCUUUGUCUUUAUUGUGGGCGGCAUUCUCCAAACAGCAUCGAACACACGGGUCGAAAUUCUGCUGGGUCGCCUAAUUGCUGGUUUUGGUAUUGGUUUUUUGAGCACAGUGCUACCUGUGUACACGGCGGAAUUGAGCCGUGCCCAUAACCGUGGUCGUGUAACAGUAGCUGGCAUGUCAAUCAAUAUGUUUGGUUACAUGUGUUCAGCAUUCAUCGAUUAUGGAUUCGCAUUCAUUGAAGAGAGUAGCUGGUCAUGGCGUGGACCCUUACUUUUGCAAUGCGUCUUUGCAGCUAUUCUUGCAAUUGGCUGUUUCCUUUUACCAGAGUCUCCUCGAUUCUUGGUAUCCAAGGAACGUAAUGAAAAUGCAGUCAAGGUGUUGGCACGUCUUUAUGGAAGAGAUGAAAAUGACAAAGACGUCCAACUUGAAUACCAAGAAAUUGUCAAUGCUGUCGACUAUGAACGCACUCUUGGCCAAACCAGCUGGAGAGAAAUGUUCACAACCUACAGGCGACGUUCCUUUAUUGCUAUCAUGGUACAAGCCCUUGGACAAUUGAGUGGAAUCAAUAUAGUGACCUAUUACGCCCCACAAAUGUAUGCCGUCGUCCUUGGUGAAGGAAGAUUAACCAUCUUGAUGGCAGGAUUUACUGCUUUGGUAUACUUUGUCGGUGCACUUGCAGCAAUCUUCCUUGUUGAGAAGGCUGGUCGUCGACCUCUUUUCAUGACCGGUAGCGGACUCAUGGUGAUUUGGCUUAUCCUUAUGGCUGUCUUUACCAAGAUUAACCAAGGCCUCACAUACGCCAUCCUUGUUAUUGUAUUUACCAUGGUUUAUGUCUUCACUUUUGGUGCAUCAUGGGCUUGUGUUGAUUGGUUAUAUCCUGCCGAGAUUUUCCCGUUGCGUGCAAGAGCCAAGGGCAUGUCACUUGCCGUAUCAUCCAAUUGGCUUUGCAACUUUGCUGUAGGCCUUUGGACACCUGAACUCUUUGACAAGAUUGGAUGGGCCACUUAUUUAUUCUAUAUGGCAUUCAACGUCAUUGCAUUUGCCAUCGUUUAUUUCACAUUUGUUGAAACCAAGGGACGUAGUCUUGAGCAGAUUGACGCUGUAUUUGGAGACGUCAAUCAUGCCGAAGCGCUUUCCGAAAAACCACCACCACCACAAAUACAAGAAAAGGUGAAAGAUGACACUGCUUAA
Molecule: messenger RNA, 1449 nt
Organism: Lichtheimia ornata
Lineage: Eukaryota; Fungi; Mucoromycota; Mucoromycetes; Mucorales; Lichtheimiaceae
Exons: 6
Coding region: 1-1449 (482 amino acids)
Biological process (GO): transmembrane transport; carbohydrate transport
Cellular component (GO): membrane
Molecular function (GO): carbohydrate:proton symporter activity
Source: RefSeq, a predicted model, not a curated record